AUGGCCGGAUUUGUAGCCAUGAUAUCGGUUUUUGUGGUUGUCGUUGUAGAGAUGUUCUUCGCUAUGAAAGGUGCUGGUCAUGUUCAUGGAAGCGAGUAUGAUCAUCUAAUUGGCAGCGUUAGGCGGGGGUCUAGCGAGUCUAUUCGUGAUGACGCAAAUUAUAUGAGGCUUGGCCCUCAUCACUCGACAGAGAACCUGCGCCUUGAUCUCAUCCAAUCGAACAGUCACCCGGAUGGAGCGCAGCGGUACUCCAGUUCAUUGUCCCGGAUAUCAACAGAUGGUGCCAAACAAGGACGGUCGAAGAAAAUGAAUCCACACAGUGAAGGCGAUGAUACUGGCUUUGGAGACAUCGAUUCUCUGGACAAUCACAGUGAUUCUCAAGUCUUUGACUCUCAUUCCCGCUGUUUGCCAUCCCAACCACGCGAUUCACAUCAUAAGCCGAAUCCUGAGUUACCAAUGCAGAGUCCGCAGCGCCAGUUGCUGCAAUGUCUUCUCCUCGAGGCUGGUAUCCUUUUCCACAGUAUCUUUAUCGGCAUGGCCCUCAGUGUCGCCACUGGGACGUCAUUUAUUGUCCUUCUUGUGGCCAUCUGCUUUCAUCAAACUUUCGAAGGUUUCGCCCUCGGGUCGCGUAUUGCAUCCUUGAUACCAGACCUUUUUUCACCGUCGUCACCGAAGCCAUGGCUUAUGUCGCUUGCUUACGGAACAACAACUCCCGUUGGACAAGCUAUCGGCCUAGUUUUGCACAAUCUCUAUGACCCUGCGAGCACCACGGGUCUGCUCAUGGUUGGCAUCACCAAUGCAAUUAGCAGCGGGUUAUUGCUUUUCGCAGGACUUGUGGAACUUCUAGCGGAGGACUUUCUAAGUGAGUCUAGUUAUGCGACACUCAGGGGUCGCCGGCGUAUUGAGGCCUGUAUAGCCGUCGCGAGCGGGGCUUUGCUGAUGGCGUUCGUUGGUGCCUUUGCCUAG
Messenger RNA from Aspergillus thermomutatus, 966 nucleotides. RefSeq names its product putative ZIP family zinc transporter. NCBI's taxonomy places the organism in Eukaryota, Fungi, Ascomycota, Eurotiomycetes, Eurotiales, Aspergillaceae. Gene Ontology annotation, biological process: zinc ion transmembrane transport. Gene Ontology annotation, molecular function: zinc ion transmembrane transporter activity. The record is from RefSeq and is a predicted model, not a curated record. The coding region runs from base 1 to 966 and encodes 321 amino acids. Gene Ontology annotation, cellular component: plasma membrane. The transcript has a single exon.